Molecule: messenger RNA, 1918 nt
Organism: Chrysemys picta bellii (western painted turtle)
Lineage: Eukaryota; Metazoa; Chordata; Testudines; Emydidae
Gene: COASY
Product: Coenzyme A synthase
Biological process (GO): coenzyme A biosynthetic process
Molecular function (GO): dephospho-CoA kinase activity; ATP binding; pantetheine-phosphate adenylyltransferase activity
Source: RefSeq, a predicted model, not a curated record
GCCGCUCGGUGAGUGACGGCGGGCCCCGCCCCCGCUGGGGUAUGGGCGUUACCCAGCAUCCCCCGCGGGCUCCCCGACCCCCCCCCACCGCCCCCCGGGCUGGCAGCGCCGCCGGGGCUGGUUCGGGUACCAUGUCUGUCUUCCGCUCAGGCCUGCUGGUGCUCACGGCCCCGCUCUCUGCCCUGUCUCUGCGCCUUGUGCCCAUCCUGGCCUCGGCCUCCCGGAUCGUGGAGGAUACGCUCUACAUUCACCUACAGCCGGGCCUCAGCUUGACCGGCUCUUCGCAGCCCGGGUCCACCUACGUGCCAGCCACACCCGAGGUCUAUAGCCUCAUCAACAAGCUGUAUGCGGACGCUGACACCCACAGCCACCUGGACGUGCGGGUCCUGCUGACAAACAUCCGCAACCAGAGCCUGACACAGCAGUCGCUGUCCUCGGUGCAGAACCUCUCCCACCCGCCCGAGGUGAUCCUGACCGACUUUCAGACCAGUGAUGGGGGCCAGUACAACCCAGUCAAGCAGCGCCUGGAGCGUUAUGCCACCAGCUGUUACAGUUGCAGGCCCAAUCUUAUCUCUGUGCUGCUGUACCCAGACUACGAGCCCAUGAUGGACCAAAGCGAGCUGCCCCCAUGGGAGCCAGGCUUGGAUGGCGGGGCUCUGCGGAGUUACAGCGAUGUCGUUGUAGGGGGCACUUUCGACAGACUCCAUAAUGCUCACAAGAUCCUUCUGAGUGCCUGCUGCCUGCUGGCUGAGAACCGGCUUCUGGUUGGUGUCUCUGACAAGGAUCUUCUGGAGAAUAAGACGCUGAAGGAGCUGAUCCAACCAUACGAGCAACGAGUGGAGAAGCUCUGUGAGUUCCUGGUGGACGUGAAGCCCUCUUUGCGUUAUGACAUUGUGCCUCUGGUAGACCCCUAUGGCCCAUCGAUAACGGACCCUGACCUGGAGUGUAUAGUAGUCAGUGAGGAGACCCGCAAGGGAGGGGUGGCCGUGAACAAGAAGAGACUUGAAAAUGGGCUCUCCGAGCUGGCCCUCCACGAGAUCCUGCUGGUGAAAGAUCUCAGGCACGGAGAGAACGAAGAGGAAAAGAUCAGCUCCUCCAGCAUCCGGCAGAGGCUGCUUGGAACGCUGCUGCAGCCGCCACAGAAAGGCCCGGCCCAGCCUUCUCGUCCCUAUGUGAUCGGUCUGACUGGAGGAACUGGAAGUGGGAAAAGUUCCAUUGCCAGACACUUGGAACGCCUCGGAGCUUUCCUCAUCGAUGUUGACAAACUGGGCCACGAAGCCUAUGCCCCAGGUGGCCCUGCAUAUGAGCAGGUGGCAGAGGAGUUCGGAGAAGACAUUUUGAAUGAAGAUGGGACAAUUAACAGGAAAAUCCUGGGGGCCAAAGUGUUUGGAAACCAGGAGCGGUUAAAGUGUCUCACGGACAUCGUGUGGCCGGUGAUUGCUAAGAUGACAAAGAGGCAGCUGAAUGAAGCAGCAGACCAGGGGAAAGUGGUGUGUGUGCUGGAUGUCGCCGUGCUGCUGGAGGCCGGCUGGACAGAUAUGGUCCAUGAGGUCUGGAUGGCCAGCGUCCCGGAGAAGGAGGCCCUGCGCCGCAUCGUGGCCAGAGAUGGGCUGAGUGAAGAGGCUGCUCGCAACAGGCUGCAAAGCCAGUUGAGCAACGCCCAGAGGGUGAAGCAGUCCCAUGUUGUGCUGUGCACCCUCUGGGAGCCGGAGGCUACCCAGAAGCAGGUGGAGAAGGCCUGGGCCCUCCUGCAGCAGCGCAUCGGCCAAGACUAGAGUCUUGGGACCUGGUGGUUUUUCCCAUCACUCCCGUCUCAUCUUCCUGCACAGCCAGACUGGGAGUCCCAGCACUGCUGGGCCCUGCUGCCAGGGGCUGAGGGCCUGCGCUCUCGACCCCACUCUAUCUCACACCGUGUUCG